AUGGUGUUACCCAAGCCUUCACAGAUUUUGAAGAGCAUCAUUGCUUUGCCGGACUGUCCUGCCGCCUCAGCCGCUAACGCCCUCCCAAUCACCUCCAGCAUGGUGCCCUGUAUUAAGACGCCUCAAUCCGUCAGCCCUAAUCCUUCUACCCCUAGCCAUGCCUAG
Molecule: messenger RNA, 165 nt
Organism: Puccinia triticina
Lineage: Eukaryota; Fungi; Basidiomycota; Pucciniomycetes; Pucciniales; Pucciniaceae
Exons: 2
Coding region: 1-165 (54 amino acids)
Source: RefSeq, a predicted model, not a curated record